Portunus trituberculatus (swimming crab) is the source of this 2495-nucleotide messenger RNA. Its product is annotated as sodium/nucleoside cotransporter 2-like. Bases 145 to 2061 code for a protein of 638 amino acids. NCBI's taxonomy places the organism in Eukaryota, Metazoa, Arthropoda, Malacostraca, Decapoda, Portunidae. Gene Ontology annotation, biological process: nucleoside transmembrane transport. Gene Ontology annotation, molecular function: nucleoside:sodium symporter activity. Gene Ontology annotation, cellular component: membrane. The transcript has 14 exons. The record is from RefSeq and is a predicted model, not a curated record.
ACGAAGGCCAUCUCUGCUCCAGCCGUGGUCCGCUGUGGGGAGGGCCAAGUGGGGUGGAUGGAGAUAAGCGAAAUGGGGACAAGGCGUGUCAGAAGUAGUGAACUGCUGCAGAAGAAACAGCCAUAUGACCGAUAGACUCUCAAGAUGACUGUCGAGGAAACAACAGACGCCAAGGUCAAGACAGACGUGGCCAUGACGGUGCUGAACGAGGUGUCGCCGCAGCAGCAGGGCCACGACAACCCCGCCUUCACCGACACCCACGUGGCCAGACGGAAAAGCCCCACCAUCACCUCCAACACACAGGCGAAUGCGGAAGGUGUCUCCAAGAACCACGAACCCGAGUCGCAGCAGGGAGACCACAGCCUGCUGGCCUUCAUCUUCAACCAGCCCUUCAUGAAAAGCAAGACAGCAGGACUCUCCAAGUGGCGGGGUCCCAUCAUCGCAUUCAUCGCCACCGUUGCCUACGCCGCGUUCGUCAUAUGUGCCCUCCUCAUCAGCAAUGUAGUCGAGGAGACGAGUUUCUGGUGUGACGCGGAGGGUCUGCUGGUGGUGAUCACGGGCAUUCUCUUCAUCAUGAUGUUUUACUACCUGAUCAUCAAGGCAUUUUUCGGGAAGACUCUCCACGAAAAGCUGAUCGUUCCGCUGAAUGCCUUGGGGGACAACCUGGUGCGAGUUAGGUGGGUGCCGUGGGUUGCCUUUGUGGUGCUGGUGGCGGGCGCUCUUACCUUCAUCGGGGUGGACGUGCAGGGUGAGAUGAUUCGCCUGCAGUCCCUGUGCGGUGUGGCGUCCGUGCUGCUCCUUGGGUUCAUCUUCUCCGCCGCCCCGCUCAAGGUAAGGUGGCGACACGUGGCCUGGGGAGUGUCGCUGCAGUUCGUGCUGGGGCUCCUCAUCCUGCGCUGGCCACUCGGGCGGGAGGUGUUUGAGUGCUUGUCAGACAAGGUUGCUACCUUCCUUGCCUUCACCACCGCGGGUUCUUCCUUCGUCUUCGGGGAAUUGGCCACCUCCGAACCUUCUAUAUUUGCUUUCCAGACGCUGCCGGUGAUCUUGUUCUUCAGCUUCUGCAUCCAAAUCCUGUACUACUACGGCGUGAUGCAGACGAUAGUGAUGAAGCUGGGUUGGUUCCUGCAGGUCACCAUCGGCACCACCGCCUGCGAGAGUGUCAACGCCGCCGCCAACAUCUUCCUGGGCAUGACGGAGGCGCCGCUGCUCAUCAAGCCCUUCAUCCCUGACAUGACCAAGUCUGAGCUCCACGCCGUCCUGACAGGAGGGUUCGCCACCAUCGCUGGCUCCGUCCUCGCUGCCUACAUCUCCUUCGGCGUGGAUCCCGUGCACCUGAUCUCCGCCUCUGUCAUGAACGCCCCGGCGGCCCUGGCGCUGUCCAAACUCUUCUAUCCUGAGACUGAGGAGUCCAAGACCAACGCCGGCAACAUCAAGAUAGAGGGAGGGAAAGAAGCCAACAUGCUGCACGCCGCCACGGUGGGAGUCACCAACGCCAUCCCGUUGGUGGCCAACAUCGCCGCCAACCUCGUGGCUUUCAUGGCCUUCAUUGAGUUGAUUAACCAUGUGUUUGACUGGAGCUGCACGAUGGUUGGUUACGAGGACGAGACGUGUUCUCUUGAGAGUCUGUUUGGCGUAAUUUUCAUGCCGCUGGCGUGGGUGAUGGGCGUGGAGUGGGACAAGUGUGAUGAGGUGGGCGAGCUGGUGGGUCUCAAGAUCACUGUUAACGAGUUCGUGGCGUACUCCAAGCUGGCUGACAUGAGGGAAGCCGGGAUGCUCUCCAAACGCGCAGAGAUCAUCGCGACAUACGCCUUAUGUGGGUUCAGUAACAUCAGCUCUAUUGGUAUCAACCUGGGAGGCUUCGGGGCCAUGGCACCCUCUAGACGCGGUGACCUGGCCAAGGUAGUGGUGCGGGCCAUGAUCACCGGCAGCUGUGCCUGCUUCCUCACUGCAAGCAUUGCCGGCACUCUGCUGUCCGUGGAGGAAAACACCGAGCCUGCCUUCUACCACCGACACCUGGACUCCCUCGACACGCUGCGGGGGACGGUGGGGCACUACUCGUAGUUUGCCGCGCCCUGGCAUCCCUACUGAUUGACUGUACCUAAAUUGAUAUAUUUGUACUCUUUACUGUACACUUUACACUGUUCGUAAUUAGGUAUUUCCCGUAAUUCUUAGUGUAGUAAUAUGGAUUGCAAAAUGUUUGUUGAGAGCGAGGUCGUCUCAUGAUUCAGUCCGCCAACAAACUGAAUGAGUAAAGGACAGAUGCAAGCUGAGGAUCGGGAGGGUGAGCACUCCAACCCCACAGUGGAACCCGAAGCCCUUCAUUGAUUUGCUGAUGGACGCCAGCGUGAAGAAAUGCUGCAAACGGCGCAGGUAUUCAUUCCCCCACGCCUCCCACGGCAGCUGUUACAGGUGGCGUAAGCAGGAAGCAAUGGUUCGCUAAUAUAUACUCAAAUGAUACAUGUAUAAUUUUUUUAAUAAAAAAACCUUAAAUCUUA